Molecule: messenger RNA, 183 nt
Organism: Bipolaris oryzae ATCC 44560
Lineage: Eukaryota; Fungi; Ascomycota; Dothideomycetes; Pleosporales; Pleosporaceae
Exons: 1
Source: RefSeq, a predicted model, not a curated record
GUACUCGUCACUAUCCUCGUCUCCGCCGCCUCUGUUUCGGCCAACUGCAUCGCCAAUAUCCUGAACAUUAAUCAGGCUAUUGUGGGAUCUGGCUGUAUUCCAGCUGGAGGUACAGCCUUCGUCGCCGCAAAUGGCGCCAAUUGGUUGAUUUCGGCUUCGAGAUCCUGUGGUCUUGGCCUUAGU